Molecule: messenger RNA, 1018 nt
Organism: Melanaphis sacchari
Lineage: Eukaryota; Metazoa; Arthropoda; Insecta; Hemiptera; Aphididae
Gene: spict
Product: magnesium transporter NIPA2
Biological process (GO): magnesium ion transport
Cellular component (GO): membrane
Molecular function (GO): magnesium ion transmembrane transporter activity
Source: RefSeq, a predicted model, not a curated record
GUUUCAUCAUAUACACUAGCAUAAUGCUGAUUAUAAUUUUUUCAAUAUUCUUUUAUUUUGGUCCACGAUAUGGUUCAUCAAAUGUUAUAGUGUAUGUUAUUAUGUGUUCAACUAGUGGUUCAUUAACUGUUAUGUGGUGUAAAGGACUUGGACUUGCUAUUAGAGAAACAAUAUCUGGUCAAACUGAAUUCACUAAUUGGUUAACUUAUAUGUUUAUUGUCUUGCUGAUUACAUUUGUAUGUAUACAAAUGAACUAUUUGAACAAAGCCUUAGACACUUUCAACACAAGUGUAGUUACACCAGUUUAUUAUGUCAUGUUCACAACUCUUGUAAUAACAGCAUCUGCAAUACUAUUCAAGGAAUGGGAACAUCUACAACUAAAUGACAUUAUUGGUAUUAUUUGUGGAUUUCUUAUUACUGUGACUGCAAUAUUUAUGUUAAAUACAUUCCGAGACGUGGACAUGUCACGCAGCAAUUUUGCGUGGCGAACUCGUCAACCAAUUACAAGAAAAUCUACAAUUGAAGAAAGUGCUCAAACUUCUGCUCUUAUUAAAAGUAAUACACAGUACGGUACAAGAAAUGUUUGACCUUCAAAUAUCAACACAAUGAAAUUUAAGAUCAAAAUGAAAAUAAUGUAGAUAUUAAAAUCCUUUGACCUGGAUAAAAUAAAUUCUAUAUUAUUUUAUAUGACAGACAUUUUGUCUUUUUUUUGUUUUUUUUUUUUUAAUUUAACUUUUCCAAAUUAAGUAGUAUAUAUAGUGAUAUAUUUACUUUAGUAGUUGUUGUAUUAUAUUGUCAUAGGUAGAAUUUGGAGGAAAAGUUUGGAGAUGAUUGUACCUUAGUUUUUAAAUUAUAAUUUAGGUCAUUAAUGGACUAACUGAAAAAUAAGGGAAUUCAACAUUCCCAGCUUAUCACUGAAAUUGCAUCACUGAAUUAUGCAUUAUUUUGUUAAAGUUGUUUUUAAUUAUGUUGUGUAUAACUAAUAAAUUAGCAUAAGAUUUAUUUGAUCAGUUAUUUU